AGACUUGUGCGCUCUGACAGGGUGAUCGUUGUCAUGCAUCUCUGUGUUGCCUUGCUUUUCGCACUGAUCUUCUUCCUCGGUGGAGUCAACCGAACAGAAAGCAGGGGCGCAUGCGUUGCUAUUGCAGCUGCCAUCCAGUACUUCUUCUGGCCAUGUUCUUCAUGAUGUUGCUGAUUGGCCUUGAGAUUUUAAUUUGCGUCGUGCGCGUGUUUAUGACCAAGUUUAGAACCAAGGUCCUCGUGCCACUUGCAUGGAUCAUUCCAGGCAUAAUUGUUGGUGUUUCGCUUGGCGUUUCAAAGACACAGGGUUAUGGAAAUAGUACAUUUUGCUGGUUGGACAUCUCCUCCGGACUUAUUUGGUCGUUUGUGGGACCGGCGUUGUUCAUCAUUUGUGUUAAUAUAUUAGUAGUGAUCGUGGUAUUGAAACGCAUGUCGUCGUUAGCCGCAAUGAAAACCAAGACUAAAACAGAAAAACUCAAGACGGGUUUGUACAGUCUAUGCGUGCUUUUGCCCGUGGUGGGCCUCACGUGGGUGUUCGGUGUUUUGGCAAUCAAUGACGACAUGUGGAUAUUUCAGUAUAUCUUCGCAAUACUGAAUGGUCUUCAGGGCUUCUUCAUAUUUCUCUUCUAUUGUGUUCUGAAUAGACAGGUUCGAGACGCUCUAAGAAGACGGCAAGACCGGAAGCGCAGUCUUCAGACUCUGAGCUCUGAUUUGCGGAAACAGUCGCACAGUGCCUCUCAAGAAAAACGAAAAAAUAGCAAGACCCCUGAGCAACCGGUGGCGGAUGCUCAAGACGACAGCUGGAUGCGCGGUGAGCGUCGCCAGUAUCACAGGAACAUCCGGUUGACCAAGCAGCGACGCCUGUCGCACCUUUAGACACACUUGCAUGUCUUUGCAAACAUGUUCAACUCGAAAAUUCAAGUAUAUUGAAAGCCGUGCAUUCGAACGUUGCUUUACGGUUUUUAUGGUUGAAUAUAUAUUUUAUUGAAAGUCAGACAUUUUAAAUAAAAUUGCUAUGCGAUUCAUACGUGUAUACAUCAAAUGUAUCAUGUGCUGUGUUCGUGAUAUUCAUAAGACAAUGU
Dreissena polymorpha is the source of this 1081-nucleotide messenger RNA. Its product is annotated as adhesion G-protein coupled receptor D1-like. Gene Ontology annotation, biological process: adenylate cyclase-activating G protein-coupled receptor signaling pathway; cell surface receptor signaling pathway. Bases 111 to 875 code for a protein of 254 amino acids. The transcript is spliced from 9 exons. Lineage: Eukaryota; Metazoa; Mollusca; Bivalvia; Myida; Dreissenidae. The record is from RefSeq and is a predicted model, not a curated record. Gene Ontology annotation, molecular function: G protein-coupled receptor activity. Gene Ontology annotation, cellular component: membrane.